This is a messenger RNA of Rhineura floridana, 2077 nucleotides long. It is a transcript of the gene PPHLN1, whose product is annotated as periphilin 1. The coding region runs from base 398 to 1609 and encodes 403 amino acids. Lineage: Eukaryota; Metazoa; Chordata; Lepidosauria; Squamata; Rhineuridae. The transcript has 12 exons. The record is from RefSeq and is a predicted model, not a curated record. Gene Ontology annotation, biological process: negative regulation of DNA-templated transcription; protein localization to heterochromatin; negative regulation of gene expression, epigenetic. Gene Ontology annotation, cellular component: nucleoplasm.
UCUGUUGGCAGAAGGCGGGUGGGAGAGGAAAAAGAGAGGGCGCGCGUCCCGCGUCCCACAGUAGCCUCUCUGCGUGCAGACGCAGCGUGACGUCCUGUACCUCGCGUGGCUUUUUGAUGUCCUUUGGCGUUUACUAUUGAGUUUUCCUUUCCUUGGUAACUCUGCGGGGGUUUAUGCCGCGUGCUGUACGCUGCCUUUAGUUUUCGUCUGGUCCAUUCAGUGGUCCAGUUGAGUUAGACCACCGCAGGGCAGGUGCUUGUGUGGCUGAGGCAGUGGCUUGGCCCAGAAGCGGUAGCCCUAUCCUGGCUACUCGGAAGCAAGCCCCACUGAGUUCAAUGGGAUUUCCAUUCAUGAACAAAUUGAUCGGGAUUUAAAACAUUGUUGAAGCAAGAACAAAAUGGCAUACAGAAGAGAUGAAAUGUGGUCUGAUGAACGAUAUGAAUAUGAAAGACUUCCGCGAGAGCGGCUUCCUCCACGUCCUGAUUGUAUGCUGUGUACAUUUGGCAGCAUAAAUGUCCAGGAGUCAGAAUGUUCUUCCCAUUUUCAACAUGCUGGAUAUUGGAUGAGAUUGAACAACGUAUAUAUAGAUGACUACCAUCGAGUAGUCAACUUUCCACCCAAGAAACCACCACUUCCAGAGAGACCUGGGGAAGGAAGCUACAGUAGAUAUGAAUAUAGUCAUGCUCAUGUUGGCUAUAGAGAUUAUGGAGAAGGUCGUGGUUUUGCCCAUGAAAGAAGAAGCGGACCACCACACAGAAUUGAUGAUCCAGGAUAUAGAUGGCAAAGAGAAGACCAUCCUGCUAGUCGUCAGCCUGAUUAUAGGGACAUCAGAGAUGGCAUACGCCGAAAACCCGUCUAUCCUCACUAUGCAAGAGAACGAUCCCCACAUAAGAGGGAUUCUCCUUACUUCAGGGAAUCGCCAGUCAGCAGGAGAGAUUCUCCUCACAGCAGAUCUGGGUCUAGUGUCAGCAGCAGAAGUUAUUCUCCUGACAGAAGCAAAGCCUAUGCCUUCCACCAGUCCCAGCAUAGCAGAAGUAUGUCAUCUUUACAUAAAAGAAAUAUUUCUCAACAAGGUAAAGAGAGAUCCUCAUCUCAGUCUUUGAAAACAUCAAGAGAUGUAUCUCCCUCAGGAACAGCAGCAGUGCCACCUUCCAAGCCCUUGGACAAAGGUAGCCGCUUGUCAGAAAAGGAGCUUGCAGAGGCUGCAAGUAGGUGGGCAGCUGAAAAAGCAGAGAAAACGGAUACAAGCAACGUACCUGAAAUUUCAGAGUAUGAAGCUACAUCCUCAGAACCGUUAUAUGCUGAACACCACGAAGAAACGGGCACCAGUAUAACAGACAAUAAUGAAUUGUUUGAAGACAGUCAGCAUGUUAGUCGCUCAAAAGCAAUCGCUGCAAAGACAAAGGAGAUUGAACAAGUCUACAGACAGGAUUGUGAAACCUUUGGUGCUGUAGUGAAAAUGCUGAUUGAAAAAGACCCUUCCUUAGAAAAACCCAUCCAGUUUUCCUUGAGACAAAACUUGCACGAGAUUGGUGAAAGAUGUAUUGAAGAACUUAAACACUUCAUUGCAGAAUAUGAUACUGCCAGUCAUGAAUUUGAAGAACCCUAAUCCAGUCUGGAUUGUUCAUAUGUAAAUUGCUAACUGUUUAAAGUAAUGACUGCUAGUGAUUUCCCAUCAAAAUCUGGACACUCUGCAGAGGAAUUCUCCAUAACCUUAAUUAAUGCAGAUUUUUAAAAAGUGGUAAGUAAAUUUUUGAAGAAGGUAAAAUGUGUUUGAGGCACUGUUAGGGUCAUUUUUGAAUCUCAGUGUAGAUUUCUAUACAUUCCACAUGACCUUAGAUUGGAAACAUGUAUGUAACAUACAUUUGAACAUGCUUAACAAAGUGGCAUGUUCUAACUACUAAAGCUGACUAUCUAAUUUUAACUGAUAGCUUAGUAAUUUUAUUAAUACUGAUUGGAAGAAUGUAUAUACAGUAGUAAUGGUGGAAGUGUAUUUAUGUAUAUUUACAUAUGUGUUGAGGGUAGCUAUUUGAAGUUCUGUUGUAAUUGAAUAAAGAAUGUUUAGACACUCAUGCUA